Messenger RNA from Perca fluviatilis (European perch), 1127 nucleotides. RefSeq names its product polyglutamine binding protein 1 (gene pqbp1). The record is from RefSeq and is a predicted model, not a curated record. Bases 170 to 835 code for a protein of 221 amino acids. The transcript has 7 exons. Lineage: Eukaryota; Metazoa; Chordata; Actinopteri; Perciformes; Percidae. Gene Ontology annotation, molecular function: protein binding; ribonucleoprotein complex binding. Gene Ontology annotation, biological process: alternative mRNA splicing, via spliceosome. Gene Ontology annotation, cellular component: nuclear body; cytoplasm.
CGUCAUCGAGCGACCGGGUGCAGUAAUUUUAUGUAAUGUAUCGUGCAUAGCGCGAUUGAUUUCAAAAUGCAGAAUGUCUCCCUUAUUUAAAAAAGAAGACUUUGUACAAAACCGAGCAGCUUAAAGUAGCUUACAACAACACAAGCUAACGUACUGGGAGCCGCAGAGGAUGCCUCUACCCGCGGCACUGCUGGCCCGCUUGGCCAAGAGAGGGAUUGUUAAACCAUCAGACCAAGAGGUAGAUGAGGAGAUUAUUGCUGAAGAUUACGAUGACAACAACGUAGAUUACGAAUCCACGAGAGUGGAGAAUCUACCACCUAACUGGUAUAAAGUGUUUGACCCUGCUUGUGGUCUUCCCUAUUACUGGAAUGCGGAGACAGAUUUGGUGGCGUGGCUGUCCCCAAAUGACCCAACUGCAGUGGUAACAAAACCUGCCAAGAAAAUUAGAGUUGAGGGAGGAGAUGAAAGAGUUGAGAGGCCGUUUGAGAAGCCAGACAGAGAGCGAGAGCGGGAAAGAGACAAAGAUCGGGAUCGGGACAGAGACCGAGAGAGGGAUGAAGGGAGGGACAGAGACAGAAGAAAGAUGAGGAGAGAGGACACGGCUCCGUACAGUAAGAACAAAAGAGGGAGAAAAGAUGAUGAGAUGGACCCCAUGGAUCCAAGUGCUUAUUCUGAUGCCCCAAGGGGCAAUUGGUCAAGCGGCCUGCCCAAGCGUAAUGAAGCAAAGACGGGUGCGGAUACCACAGCGGCGGGCCCCCUGUUCCAGCAGCGGCCCUACCCCAGUCCCGGAGCCGUGCUCCGGGCUAACGCAGCAAACCAACUACCCAAGGAGUAAGCCGAGCUCCCGGGGAACAGCUACAAAAGACACAGCUGUAAAGUUAGUCUCAUCUUAACAUUUGCUAUUACAGACUGACAUUCUUAAGUUGUAUUUUCAUUCUAAAACCUGCAAUUGUCAGAAAUUGAGUGCUGAGCUUUUACACCACCAGUGCAUUCAUACUCUUGUCAAACAUGUAGAACAGUUGUAAAUAUGUUUUUAUAUGACCUAAAGAUUGACCUUUUUGUUGUUAACUAAAGCCAUUACUGGACUUCAUUUGCUAAUAAAUGUAAAGAAUAAACUUUGGAAAUGA